AUGUCUCUCAUUGAUAUUUAUCAAUGCAUGCAGGUGAAUUGUGAUGAAGCCGGAAGAACCGUCAAGGUUAUUGAAGACGAGCCAUACUAUCAUGGAUUCAUGACACGAACUGAGGCUGAGAAAAUUCCCAAGAGAGAUGGAGAGUUCCUCGUUAGGAAGACGGACGUCGGUGGCCGCCAUCAUAUCGUGAUAAGCUUGAUGGAUUCCGGCGAAAUGAAACAUUUUCUGGUCAAGCGCACAUCUAAGAAACGCCUUUACUGGGUGUAUGAUUUUGCUUUCAAAACAGUGAGCGAUCUCAUACAGCAUCACCUGAGAAAUAGAGCACCAAUGACAGCCGACGGAAUCUUCCUAGAGAAACCGUGUCAGAAGAAAGUGUGGCAGCUUAAUCCCGAACAGAUAGAGCCGCAAGUAAAGAUAGGCGAGGGAGCCUUCGGUGAAGUGUACAAAGGAUUGUUGCAGGAUGGCAUAUGGGGUGCUCGAAUCCCGGUAGCUAUAAAAACCCUUCACUCAACAAACAUGACUACUGACGAUCGGAUUCAAUUCCUGCAAGAAGCAAACAUUAUGAGAGGAUUCAAACACGAGAACGUGAUUCGCUUGCACGGUGUUUGCACAUCAAAAGAACCGAUCAUGAUACCUAGCACGGUCGCGAAAGUGAACUAUGUGUACGGUGGUGCAAGAGGUAUGGCAUAUUUACAAAGCAAGGAAAUCAUUCAUCGCGAUGUAGCCGCGAGGAACUGCCUUCUAGGCGAAAAAGACGAAGUAAAAAUAUCCGAUUUUGGUCUGUCAUUUAUCGGGAAAACAUUGAAGGAAAAGAAGUUGGUUAAAGUCCCACUCAGAUGGCUAUCACCGGAAACCCUGAAAAAAGGCGUGUACAACACAAAAACAGACGUCUAUAGCUUCUCGAUAAUGAUCUGGGAGAUAUUCUCAUUUGGCCAGCUACCGUUCUACAAGUACGAAAACAAAGAGUUAAGAGUGUUAAUAAAGAGAAAAAGCUUUGAAGGGGUAGUUCCAUUCCGAGCUGUUCAGGCCACUCUGCCGACAUGUCUGUCCGAAAUUCCAGAAGAUAUGAAUAAAUUACGGCUGAGAUGUAUGCAUCCAGAUCCAGAUGUAAGACCGGAUUUCCACGAACUAGAAUCCAUUCUAGCUGAGAUGCCUGGAGUGAUUAAACCACAGCCACCGUCAUUGUUCAGUCAAGUCUUUACGGCUAUAAGCGAUUACAUCUAUGGCCGAGUUUACAAGGGACGUUUUCACUAUAGCUAG
This is a messenger RNA of Cooperia oncophora, 1260 nucleotides long. The record is from the annotation of a GenBank genome assembly. Lineage: Eukaryota; Metazoa; Nematoda; Chromadorea; Rhabditida; Trichostrongylidae.